CUUGAUCACUAUUAAUCAUUUGCAAAGCUGCUGUGUCUCUAUAGCCAAACGGUGAACUACACUUGUCAGAAACAGAAACGACCACUUUGUUUAUAUUUUUAUUUUUAUUAUUCAGCCCUGCUAAAAAUAGAGUUAAACCAAACCCCCUUCAUCUUACUAGAGCAGGGGUGGGGAAUCGGUGGCCCUCCAGAUGAUGUUGGACUCCAACAUUCAUCAGCCCCAGCUGGCAUGGCCAACAGCCAAGGGUAAUAGGAGUGCAGCAACAUAUGAAGGGCCACUAGUUCUGCAGCCCUGUGUAACAAGUUAUUGACUUAGGCUGAUGCACUCUUACCAGAUAUAAAGUCCCACUGAAUUUGAUGGGGCUUACUUCUAAGCAGACAUGCAUAGGAUCAAGCUGUUAGGCUCAGCUUCUGAAUAUGUAGACAAUUCCAGGUUUGGUGGCUUUUCCAGAUAAUCAGUUGUGUAACUAGGCCCUGAGAGCUUUAACAAAUACAUUGAUCGUCAUUUGGUAGGAUGGAACCACAAGUGAUUUGUAUUUUGCUGUAAAUUGGGUUAUAACAGUGGCACCACUGCGACUUCUUUCUCUUAUAAGGAUGAGAGGACUCCAACCUGGAGUUCGAUUUAAAAGGUUGUUCUAAGUCUAAAACAAAAAAAAUGAAUUAGGAUCCCCAAUUUGAUCCGACAUUAACUUUUUUUUCUACUGUGCUCAACUUGCUGCACUUCUGAAGUUCUGGGAUAUAGCUAUGAACAUAGGAAGCUGCCUUAUGCCACUCAGACUAAUGGUCCAUCAAACUCUGUAUUGUCUAUAUCAGCCUUUCCCAACCUCCUGACUUUUGGGACAAUUACUUCUCAGACUUUAGGUAUGUAAAGCAUGUGCCAAUGUAAUGUAAAGUACCACUGAGCUAGGGCAGUAUGACAGGUAACUGGGAAAUCAGAGGUCCACCAGAUUUAGUGACUGAGCUGCUAUUUACUGCAAAUGGAGGUGGGAAACUUACACAAAUAUGGUAGCUUUGUUGUAUGAAAGAGCAUGUGUGAUGCUGGUAUUAGAAGCCCCUUUUACCUAUUACCCCAGCAAAGGGGGCUCCACACACUGAAGGGGCUACUGCCCCUGUCCCCAUCAUCACACAGCUUCUUCAUCCACAAUGUCCACAUAUUAAACACAGACAUUGACAAAAGAGAAGAGAUGUGUGGAGACUUCUACAGCAUUGGCUUCUACAGGAUUGGGAGUCCCAAUUGUGCAGAGUACCUGAUCAUGAAAACCUACAUAUGUAGACUUCUGAAGAUGUCCAUACUCAAUAUGUGACUGUCAGGAUGAGUCCAAGGGCACAGCCUUUUCAGCAGUGUAUCUGGAGGGGGGCACCAGUAAUUGCUUUUGAUGUGAACUGAGCACAGGAAACCUGUAUAUGGUCUCGACUUGUGCAGUGGAUUUUUAUUAUAAUGCCGAUCAGGAGUUCACCAUGAAGAUAUUGCACUUCCAUGUUCAGUUGCAUUUCAGAAUUGUUUGGAUUGCUUUCUGGAGGCUUUGCAUAGCCACCUUAAAUCAUGGACAUCGUUGGAUUUCUGAAGUCUCAAUUCAUUUGCCAUCUACUUAUCAGUUAUAUAUUUAUAGUGUCGGGACUGAUAAUCAACUUCAUCCAACUCUUCACAUUAAUCCUCUGGCCGUUCAACAAGCAACUUUUCAGAAAGGUCAACUGCAAGCUGGCUUAUUGCAUUUCAAGCCAGUUGGUGAUGUUGCUGGAAUGGUGGUCAGGCACUACUUGCACCCUCUACACGGAUCCCCAGGAUUACCACAAGUAUGGGAAAGAGAAUGCCAUCGUAAUCCUUAAUCACAACUUUGAAAUCGACUUUCUCUGUGGUUGGAACUUUUGUGAAAGAUUUGGGGUUUUGGGGAGUUCCAAAGUACUUGCAAAAAAAGAACUUUCUUAUAUGCCAAUCAUUGGCUGGAUGUGGUACUUCCUUGAGAUAGUUUUCUGCAAGCGCAAAUGGGAGGAGGAUCGGAAAACUGCCAUACAAGGCCUGCUUAAUCUCCGAGACUAUCCUGAAAACUUCUGGUUUCUGAUUCACUGUGAAGGCACAAGAUUCACGGAGCAAAAACACGAAAUCAGCAUGCAGGUAGCUAAAGCCAAAGGCCUGCCUGAGCUCAAGUAUCACCUGUUGCCACGAACAAAGGGAUUUGCUGUCACUGUCCAGUGUUUGAGAAAUGUAGUUUCAGCUGUGUAUGACUCUACACUGAACUUUAGAAAUAAUGAAAAUCCAACUUUGCUGGGAGUUUUAAAUGGGAAAAAAUACCAGGCAGAUUUACAUGUAAGGCGGAUUCCAUUAGAGGAAAUCCCAGAAGAUGAGCAGGAAUGUUCUAACUGGCUUUACAAACUCUAUCAAGAAAAGGACUCUUUUCAAGAGGAAUACUACAGAACAGGAGCCUAUCCGGGCACUCCAAUAGAGCCACCCCGGCGGCCAUGGACUCUCUUGAAUUGGCUUUUCUGGGCCUUAUUGUUGCUAUAUCCUUUGUUCAAGCUGCUCAUCAACAUGAUCAGCAGUGGUUCAUCACUGACUCUGGCUACAUUUGCCUUUGUUUUCAUUGCAGCUUCUGCUGGUGUUCGAUGGAUGAUAGGAGCUACAGAAAUUAACAAAGGUUCAACUUAUGGCAACCAUGGCCACAAAGGGAAACGAAAGUGAAAUCUCCAGAGACUGCUUCAUAUCCAAAGGGAAUACACGCGCCUCCUGUGGCCUGCUGUGUCUGUCAUUCUCCUUCAAACCUGAGGAUGAGGAAGCCUAAUGGAGAGACGGCCAUACAUUAGCUGAAUUCAUUCUCUCUCCUCAUUCCUCCCACAUGCUGGGGAUGUUGAUCAAUAUUCUGCACAUGAUUCUUUCAUUUUUUCCCCUCUAUCCAAAUUUCUGUUAAGAUGGUUUUUCACAGAAAGGUGUCUAUUUAAAAUUAAGGAAAAGAAAUAUGCAAAGAGACAGUAGAGUAAGGAAGCAGCUGAAGGAAUUGUUGCUCAGUUUCUUCUCCCUGUCCCCAAAGCUUUAACAGAUUUAACAGUGUCGAAUAAAAUUUACUUUCUUACAAAAUGAAUAAAACAGAUUAUUUUCUGUCUAAAACCCUAAGAAAAGCCCUGCUAUAUCAGACCAAAGGCCCAUCGUCCACCGUUCUGUUCCCGCAGUGGCUAGCCAGAUAGCUGUGGGAAGCCCACAAGCAAGAUCCAAGCACAAUAGCAGUCUCCCGCAUGGGACCCACAGCAACUGGCAUCCAAAGGGAUAAUGUCUAUGAGCCUGGAGGAAGUAUACAGCCAUCAUGACUAAUAGCCACUGAUAGCCUUAUCCUCCAUGAAUUUGUCUAAUUCUCAAAGUUGUCUAAGUUGGCCAUCGCAUCUUAAGGUAACAAAUUCCAUAUUUGACACAUUGUGACGUUUCUCCUUCUGUUCGUCUUGAAUUUCCCACCUAGUAUUGAGAGGGAGAUACACAUCUCACCAUGCAUAAUUUUAUACACCAUAAUUCUGCCCCCCCUUACUUGCCUCUAUCCUAAACUAAAUUACCCCCAGCUUUACCUUUCUUUAUAGCAGAGUUACUGCAGCCAUCUGAUAAUUCCAGUUGCCUUUUUUAAGCUUUUCCAGCUCUACAAUGCACUUUUUGAGAGGCGUUGACCAGAAGUACGCACAGUAUUCUAGGUUUGGUAAUAUCAUAGAUUUGUAUAGAAACAUUGCAGUAUUGGUAGUUCUUUCCCCUCACUCCCUUUCCUAAUGAUUCCUGACUUGAAAUUUGGCUUUUUUAAACAGUAGCCUGAUAUGGGGUUGGUUUUUAAUGAGGUCUCCGCUACGGCUCCAAGCUCCCUUCCCUGGGUAGUGACUGCUAAAGGAGGAGUAGGGGGGCAAGUCCCCUUCAACGAGGAGCUUGCCCUCCAACCACUAUAUUUCACCCAACUAGAAAUAUACUUUGCCCCUUCUGUGCCCCCUGAAUUUUUUCUGGUGUCUGUGCCCCCCCCCAUUUUUUUUCUGGUGCCAUUGCUGGACACCAGCAAUGUACAUGUGAAGAUAGCAUUUUUGCCCUAGUAUGCAUUGUUUUAUAUUUAUCUACAUUAAAGUGCAUUUGCUGUUUUUAUUGCUCA
Messenger RNA from Rhineura floridana, 4102 nucleotides. RefSeq names its product 1-acylglycerol-3-phosphate O-acyltransferase 4 (gene AGPAT4). Gene Ontology annotation, molecular function: 1-acylglycerol-3-phosphate O-acyltransferase activity. The record is from RefSeq and is a predicted model, not a curated record. The transcript is spliced from 10 exons. The coding region runs from base 1543 to 2676 and encodes 377 amino acids. NCBI's taxonomy places the organism in Eukaryota, Metazoa, Chordata, Lepidosauria, Squamata, Rhineuridae. Gene Ontology annotation, cellular component: endomembrane system; mitochondrial outer membrane.